AUGUCCACUGAGAACCCAAAUUACAACGUUGGCGGCACAGCCAAAGAUGGUGGCUUGUCUACCGCUGACACUGUUGCCGAUGGAGAUAUCGAUGGCGGAAACCGACCAAGUGAUGGUGCAUAUCAGCCUGAUGUUGAAGACAGAGCGGCUCCCAAGGAGACCAGGAGCAAAACUGCGCAAAAUGUAGCAGAUGAUUCGAAGCAGGAGAAGACGGGGGGUGAAGCACAUGUUGGGAAUGAGAAUUAUGGGGUUGGAGGUGUUCGCAUGGAAGGUUCGCUGACGUCUCGUCUCAUCUCAUCAGACACAGUCGCGGACGGAGGUCCCGAUGCCCCGGAAGAAGAUGAAGAUUUCAAGCCUUGA
Molecule: messenger RNA, 360 nt
Organism: Pseudocercospora fijiensis CIRAD86
Lineage: Eukaryota; Fungi; Ascomycota; Dothideomycetes; Mycosphaerellales; Mycosphaerellaceae
Exons: 3
Coding region: 1-360 (119 amino acids)
Source: RefSeq, a predicted model, not a curated record